CGCAUGCUUUUGCAGUUGGACUGCGUGUGUACUUCAGUUACAGACACUCUUGCAGCAAUUUGACUUUAACUGACUUUGCUGAAUUUGACUUUGCUGAAUUUCCUCUGAAAUGGGUGAUCGCAACAAUUUGUGAAACAAUCCGAACAGUUUCUCUGUUUUUUUUUUUGAACUGCUGUCAGAUGUUACAGAGUAUCUGAUUAAAUAGCAGCGUGGUUGUCUGUUGUAAAGUUUGAUGCGCAAGGGAGUUUAUUAACAAAAGAUUGAUCUCGACGCUGCAGUAGAAGAAAUUUAUAUGUUCUUGCAUGUGCUAACGCUGAGAUCAGUUACGGGAAAGUUUUGUCUAGAACACAUUGUGAGACAAUUUGCUCGUUGAUUCUCGGAGACUCUUUAGAAUCGGCGUGCUGGCAAGGUGGUGCAGAUUUGCAGAAACAGCAGCAGAUUUUGUCUCUGGUGGCAAGAUUGAUGUGGUGGUGAGGUUUGAACCGAUGAAUGGUCUGUAAUCUAAGUCCCACGAACUAAACAUGCUUUUUCUGCAUGCAGGUUCAUUCAUUUUGGCUUUGCGAUUUUAACAAAAUCAAGAGCUCCGCCAAUCACUCACAGACUGUCAAAACACGAAAAUGUGUUGAAGAUUCGAGAAAGUCAACUUGUUGCUCGAAAAGACGAAACCAGCGGCACAUUCUCUGCCUGUCGUUAGAAAGACACUGCAGUUUGACGUUAAGAGAUGGUGAAGAGUUUAUGAGAAAAAUGGCCAAGAAAUUUGCAGAAAGAGCAGCAGAUUUUGUUUCUGGUGGCAAGAUUGAUGAUGCUGGAUCGAUCGGGAACCUCAAAGCCCAGCAGUGCCUCUCGCCUUCUCAUGCGCGUGUUCUGCAAUAUGAAGGACCAGACACUCUCUUUUGAAUGAUGGAAAAGACGUUAAGCAGAAGAGUAUGAGUUCAACACUUUCCUCAACCACACGAUAUCCGCCAUGGUUGGCAACUACGUCUGGUAUCACUACCCGAAUCGACCCGAACCCGACCCGGUUUUUCGUGUCGGGUUCGGGUUGAAGGUCAAGGCUUGAAAUAUAUCGCAGCAGUAUCGUCAGUGGGGAUAAUGAUUCCAAGGCAAAUAAGCAUUCUCGAUGGAAUGCAAAAUGGAUCCGUACGUAGGAUGUUCAAAAAGUAUUCUGAUUCUGGGAUACUGAUUGAUCCUGCCUAUCAAUCUGGUGGCUUCCUGUGUAGUCUUCUUGCUGUGAUGAUAUGCCAUCAACACAGUUCAGACAGUACGCUUCCUAAAUGCGAGACAAAACACUUCUCUUCUUGCAAUUGUCGAUUGCAGGCUCUCUAGUUUUCGGUAUGCCUGAGUUUAAUCACGUCACGACUGGUGUCUCUAUUUGUAUGUUCUCCUUCUAUCAGUUCGUGAAUUGCGAUUUACGCUG
Messenger RNA from Marchantia polymorpha subsp. ruderalis, 1414 nucleotides. Lineage: Eukaryota; Viridiplantae; Streptophyta; Marchantiopsida; Marchantiales; Marchantiaceae. The record is from the annotation of a GenBank genome assembly.